Messenger RNA from Fimicolochytrium jonesii, 573 nucleotides. RefSeq lists its product as uncharacterized. Gene Ontology annotation, cellular component: MICOS complex; mitochondrion; mitochondrial inner membrane. The transcript has 4 exons. NCBI's taxonomy places the organism in Eukaryota, Fungi, Chytridiomycota, Chytridiomycetes, Spizellomycetales, Powellomycetaceae. The coding region runs from base 1 to 369 and encodes 122 amino acids. The record is from RefSeq and is a predicted model, not a curated record.
AUGUCCACUCCACGCCCACCAACCGACACCGUCGUCACCAGCGAGGAACUUCUGGCUCGUAAGGUGUGUGUUCUACAUGCAGCAACCGUUGUUGAAGACAGCGUGAAGGGAACUGUCACACCUCCUGAGGAUGCCGUGAAGAAGGGCCAUACUGUCAACGGGAACUACGACAGAUGCCUAGCCAACGCCUCCGUCAAAGCCGGCCUGGGUCUCGGGAUCGGGAUCGGGCUUUCGUUCCUGUUCUUCAAACGACGAGGCUGGCCCAUCGCGCUGUCGACGGGGUUUGGGCUGGGUGUGGCGUAUGAGCAGUGUGCGAGGACGUUCAGCCCGCACGCUACGCUGGUCAGAGUUCCUCGGCAGGCCGUAUGAGCAUGGCUUCCCUGUAGUCACCUACCCAUCAACACCUGAAACACAUUCAUUUAUUCCCGAGAGCCACAUCAGUAUCUGUAGUUGGGAUUCGAAAAGCGGGUCCCCGCUCCGGAGUGCGUUCUCGAAUACUAUCCAUCCCCGCCUCAUGGAAGGAACCUCCGCGCCGUAUGUAAUGUAUGUAAUGUAGAUAUACCACAAUGCAUA